Moneuplotes crassus is the source of this 2045-nucleotide messenger RNA. The record is from the annotation of a GenBank genome assembly. NCBI's taxonomy places the organism in Eukaryota, Ciliophora, Spirotrichea, Euplotida, Euplotidae.
AUUUUAAAAGCGGUAAAUAAUUUAAAUUAAAAAUGUCUGUGACAAUGAAGACUGAUACUUCAUCAGACCCAUCCUCUGGGAAUCUACUCAAUUUCACGCUGAGAAGAUCAUCUAAAAGAUCAGCGAAGCUUGAUGAGUAUCCAAAAUCUGCUGAGGAAAUUGUUAGAACUGGGUUUCAAAAAGCCGACAUAAUUGUCAUAAGAGAGCCUGGUAGUGAGUGCCACUCCGAUACUGAGCUCAAAGAAGUAUAUUCCAGUAUGCUAUCGAACCAAUAUUAUCACGAAAGCAUGACUAAAGAAGGCUAUCAAAAAUACAGAAGAGUUUUAGUAGACUGGAUGUGUGAAAUAGGCGAUACCAUCAAGCAAUCUUACACUACAAUCCAUCAUGCUGUAUGAGUAAUGGAUAAUUACUUCAGUAAGCAUGAAGAGGUCAAGUCGAAUGAUAAAGGCAAAAGGCUACUGAAGCUAGUUGCACUCACAAGUAUCUUCAUCAGUGCUAAAUAUUGAGAAAAAGAUUCCAAAGGCCCCACAGCUAGGAAUAUAUCCAUGCUUACGAGAGGAGAGUACUCUGAACCUGAGAUCCUUUACUUUGAAGGACUAAUAUUGAGAAAGAUUAGCUGGAAUUUAAUGUUCACAACUCCUGCAGAUUUUGUUAGUUUGUUCCUCAACCAAGGGAUUGUGUAUUCAGAUGAUCUAGUUUUUGCAGACAAAUUUGGAUCCCAGCCUAAACCUCCGACUUUAAAGAACAUUAGAUAUGUCAGAAAAUAUUGUGAGUUCUUUGUGGAUCUCUGUCUUCAAGAGCAAGCUUUCCAUGAAUACUCGUCCAUUAUCUUAGCAAUCUCAAUUAUUCUGGCUGCAAGAAAGUCCGUAAAUAUCUCUCCAAUCUGGAAUGAUGAAUUCUCAAAACUGUUUAUGAUGAACUUCAAGCAUGUUGAGAAAUGCUACAUUGAAAUAUACAGUUUUUACGAAGCUUCCUUCCCAAAUCAGACUCAUACCAUAAUCAAGCCUGCCAAGGUAAUUCCAUCCGUGCAUAAAACAAAGCCUAAGAAGGAAAAUCGAAGUGUGCGCACGAGAUAUACCUCCAGUGAGACCUCCAAUCGUAACAGGAGUUCGACAAAGAGCUCUAUCAGAAGUAAGAAAGACAUUCAUAGUUGGAAUAUCCGUGAUAAGAAUAAGGAAAAGCGUAGCAACAACAACUCAGUAAUUAGCCAUAAAGCUGAGACCAAUAGAGAAGACAACAAAAUCUCCCUCAGAAGAGCCACUCAGAUUGGGAUGAGUGGAUCAAGCAACAAGAAGAAGUUAAAAAUAAGGUACAAAAACAAAGAUAUUGCUGAUAAGAUGACUCUGAAGCUAGAUUUUAACUCAAAGUCUAUCACUACUUUUAAAAGAAAGAAUAAGCUCUCGAACAAAAUUCCAAAAGCUCCUCAAACUAAGAGAAAUAGUGAGUCAAGUGGGACUUUUUACAAAGCCAAUUAUGAGAAGAGACAGAAACUUUCAUCGAGAAACAACCUUGCUGCAUACUCUGGAAUAUACAGCACCCUGGAUACUGCCAAGCACCAUAUUUCUCAACACGAAGCGAGGAGAGAAAACCUCCUUUCUAAAGGGAAAGAUUCUAGCUCUUGCCAAAAGAUCUCUAAUCAAUUUGGAAUCGGCUUUAAAGGGAAAGAGACAACAUCAGCCCUGAGAAAGAUUGGGCAUAACUGGGGGAUUAAUAAUAUCCCCAGCUGGAAGCUCGACAAGAACAAGAACUAUAGCUCAAUGACUUCUCUAAUGAAUAAGCCAGCUGGAGUUCGUAAAUUCAGCUUCCAAAAUAAUAAGAAUGCCUUUGCUCUUAACGAUAGUGCAAGUUUUGCUAUCAAAAACGAUGCUCCAGAGACUGAUAAAGCCCAACUUGCGAAAAGAUCAAAGCUACAUAAGAACAUUUUCCAGCAGAUGGGGCUUCUCUCAAGAAGAAAUUCCUCCACAGUGAGACCUAAGAACCCUAGUCUUGGCAGAAAAUAUGUCUAAAAGUACUAGGUAAGCAUCAAUUUUCAUAAUUUCAAUUUA